Messenger RNA from Aspergillus pseudotamarii, 1224 nucleotides. RefSeq lists its product as uncharacterized. The transcript has a single exon. Bases 100 to 366 code for a protein of 88 amino acids. The record is from RefSeq and is a predicted model, not a curated record. Lineage: Eukaryota; Fungi; Ascomycota; Eurotiomycetes; Eurotiales; Aspergillaceae.
CUAGUAAUGCCUUUCCACCUGAUCUCCACCGAAUUUAGUUGUUCGUUUGCAUCAUUGACAUUCUCUUCUCCCAACUUUCCGUAGCGUUGGAUUUGCAUCAUGGCUACUUUUUACCAGAGACCUCCACCAAAGGUCCCACCUCAGAAACUUGUAGAGCGAUGGGAGCAGGGGGUUACCGACCCUGCCAGCCUCACCUUCGAUGAGCACCAACAUCUUCUAAAUCGGUACCCGUACGGAAGAUGUGAUGACUUCUGCAAGGCACAUACUGGAUUGACGAUCGAUGAACUUGUUCAAAACGCUGCCAGAACAGACGAUUUAAGCCGCCUCGAAACGAACAUUAUCUUUUUCGGCCCAGAUCAUGAAUGAGACGAUCGUGACCCUAGCAUGAUAGAUGCAAGGGAUGUGAUUCGUUGGCCGGAAAACAUACGACGCACAUAAAGGCCCAGGCAAAUGCAGAUAAAUCCUAUCAUAGGCGUAUUGAGUUGGACCGAGUGGCCCGGGAAAGACUCUCGGUAUAUGAUCUCAACAAAUAUCAGGAUAUCUAACAGGCUUCCCGGGGCGCCUCGUAUGUGUAAUCAGACCCAACAGCAUUGGGUCUUUCUUUGUAUCUGAGCAUCAUUUCACGACGAUUCCGCCUGGCGCCAUUUCCAACAUCAGCUUGGAAGGGCCAUUGACCUGGGCCUCACCUUCGUCCGAAAUCCCAAGGACGGAUUUUGGACUCCAGGCAGUUUGAAGCAACGAUGGAAGAUUCAGUGGGUUGAGGACCCAGUGAAUGAGAACGCGGCACUUAGGAAUAUCUGCGAGUAUGCCCGGCUCUAGCUCCAUAUGUCAUGACUGUCUAAUGUCUCUAGCUAUUUCCGGAAUCUUCGUGAUGAAGGUAAGAUAGAACCAGGACUCCGGCAGGAUGCCUUUCUCUAUGUUGAUUCCGCUGCCAUCUAAUCCUCUCUCGAUCACUGUCCCCUCCCCGAAAGAGGCUAUGUUCUCGCUGCAGGUGCUUCCCAUGACGCUACAAAACUGCCGACCUACCUGCAUGGCUUCAAGGGUUCAGUCCGUGUUGCCCUUACGGGAGCUUUUACUACCUUUUACGCUCGCUUGAUACCAAGAGGCAGUCCGAAGGAUAACCCGGCAGUGGAGCACGAUUUACGCCAGAGUUGGGAAGUCAUUUAUAAACGGGCCAAAUUUGAUGAGAAGUAGAAUGCGUACCCUCCUAUAUCAGGUUUAAAC